GUUUGUGCACAUAGUUUGAUGACGUUGUCUUCGUCACGUGAUACGCAAUCCUCUGCAGUUUUCACAGGAAGAGUGAUCUACACAAAUGAUAUGCGAUCGAUGCUUGUUUGAGGAGUGAAUCACUGAAGAGAUAUAUACUGGUUUGGAUACAUAGAAGACAGGGAAGAUACAAUGUCUGCCUUCGAGAAAGAAAGCCUACACAGUGUGCCACUCUCAAGUGAUAGUGAAUCAGGUGAUGGUGCAAUUAUUGAUAGCAACAAGAGGGACUACCAUUCAAGUGGCUUGUCAUCAAACAGUCUUGAUCCAGACAUAAAUCCAGAUGAGGAAGAGGAGAAACAACGUCUUAUUACACAGGUGCUGGAAUUACAGAAUACUCUUGACGAUCUGUCAUGCAGAGUAGACUCAGUAAAGGAGGAGAACAUGAAACUCAAGUCAGAGAACCAGGUGCUGGGCCAGUACAUAGAGAACUUGAUGGCUGCCAGCAGUGUGUUCCAGUCAACAUCUCCUAAGUCGAAGAAGAAGUAGAAUCAAAACUGGUGUGUUCAUGGUCAGGCUAAGGGUCCUUUUAAACUGUAUUUAUCUAACUUACAUCAUUAUAACUCUUUCCUAAAUUAUGUGUCAGAUAAAUGGAAUAGGUCAAAUCCCUUAUAGUGGUCAAAUAUUGGAAGUGAUUUAUGGUAAAAAUGAGAUUUUUCAGUUUUUUGUACCUAUUUUGCCUGCUCUUGAUUGUGUUGUUCACUGAAUGUGUUGAUAUCAGUGCUUCUGAGAAUUUCAUUUGAUCAGUGAAAUGGAAUCAUUUCUGUAGCAGAUCUUUUCUGAAAUUUAGCAAGGACUUUCAAGGCUGACUGAAUCUGACAAGGAUAACAUGAAAGAAUCGUAUGUAUCCUUAAAGAAUAAACUCUAUGUGCAAUAGCAAGGGCAUGAUCGUGGUGAAAAACCGAAACAUUUUUCUUUUCAAGUGGAUCAUUACACAAAUCCAAAAGAGUAGGUUUUUUAUGUACAGACACAGAUGUGUCUGUACACAGAUGUGUCUGUACAUAUUGCCAUCACCUGAGUCUGUCGUCGCCGUCGCCAUCACAGUGCACUCUCAGCAUAAACACGAUAAGUGGAAGACAGUUUUACUUUUGGGCUUAAUAUUUACAGAGCUGAUGGAUAUUCAUAAAAGGCAGG
Lingula anatina is the source of this 1170-nucleotide messenger RNA. RefSeq names its product short coiled-coil protein B. The record is from RefSeq and is a predicted model, not a curated record. Lineage: Eukaryota; Metazoa; Brachiopoda; Lingulata; Lingulida; Lingulidae. Gene Ontology annotation, cellular component: trans-Golgi network.